UCCCACCAAUCUUAUAAAUAAAUAAAACAAUUCUUGAAAAAACCAAAACACCAAAUUAAACAAGAUUUUAUAGCUCUUAAAUGGGAAAUAUAAUUAGCACUAACAAAUUAAAUUAGAGAACCCACAUGAAGGAAUAUUAUCACCAGAUACUCCAGCAUCUUCCAUUCUGCAUGAGAUUAAGUUUGUUUCUAAAAUAGAAUUAACCCUGCAAUCAUUUGCUAGUUAUUACCAUUAAAGAUACAAAAAUUUCCCAAUAAAGCCAUUACUUACCAUAUUAGUCUCAGGCAAAACAAUUCAUGUUUAGCCUUAACCCAAACUAUUUUAUCUUUCUGGCACUAUAUAUAAGAUGCAAAUAUGCUCUUAAUCUCAUGCAUUAAUCCACUGUUCUUAAGCUUAAUUUGGCACUUCUCAAAAAACUUUGUUUUUGUAAAAAAAAAAAAAGAAUUUAGAGAAAAAAAGAAACCAGAGAGAUUAAAUUACUAUGGCUAAAUCAUCUUCAUUGCUUUUCUCUGCUUUCUUCUUCUUCUUCUUCCUCCUGUUUGCCAUGGCCUUUGUCAUCGACAUCUCACAUGCUGGCGGAGAGGGGUCACUUACUAAAGAACAAUGUCCAAAGGCAUGCGAUUUUAGGUGUUCAGCAACCCACCAUCGGGGCAACUGCAUAGAUCUUUGCAACAAGUGCUGUGAAAAAUGUCUGUGUGUUCCAAGUGGCACAUAUGGCCACAAGGAAGAGUGUCCAUGCUAUAACAAUUGGAAAACCAAGGAGGGAACCCCCAAAUGCCCUUGACCAUUUACCUAAAAUUAUUUUUACGUAAUUUCUUUGUAUCUUUCACUUGUUUUUUAUGGGAAAUUAGAAAGAAAAAAAACAAAAAGCUUUUUUGGGUAUGGUUACAUUUUUAUUAUUAAAUUGUC
Molecule: messenger RNA, 909 nt
Organism: Ricinus communis (castor bean)
Lineage: Eukaryota; Viridiplantae; Streptophyta; Magnoliopsida; Malpighiales; Euphorbiaceae
Product: gibberellin-regulated protein 12
Exons: 3
Coding region: 482-784 (100 amino acids)
Source: RefSeq, a predicted model, not a curated record